CAGUGAACGCCUCGUUAAAAGCGGCCAGCCAAUCACAGUCCACAUCCUGCCGGAGAGAGAACGGUCUGUAAACCGAGUCAGCAGCGAGUCAUAGAGCACCGACCGGCGCCGGGACCAGCAUCCUCCUACUACUGCCGACUGUUCAUCUGACCCGAGACCGCCGUCCACCACCGGUUCGCGAGCAAAUCAACAGCCACCGCUGCUCCAAGAAGCCCAGAUGGACACCAGAAACUCUGAGGAGAAACCUGUCCAGAGAUCAAAGUCUUUCAGCUUCAAGACCCAAAAAGAGUUGUGCUCGUCAUGUGAGAAGACGGUCUACCCCAUGGAGAGAUUGGUGGCCAACAACCUGGUCUUUCACUCCACUUGUUUCUGCUGCAAGCACUGCAACGCCAAACUGAGCCUGGGUACCUUCGCCGCUCUCCAGGGGGAGUUCUACUGCAAACCGCACUUCCAGCAGCUGUUCAAGAGCAAAGGGAACUACGAUGAGGGAUUCGGACGCAAGCAGCACAAAGAGCUGUGGACCGCCAAGGAGACGGAAACCAAGACGGUUUAAUGGCGUCCUCGCUGGCCCCGCCCCCCCGCUCCUCCACACCUCCACGACCACCCCCGGGACACUGUUUGAAUCACUCACUAGCUUUUCUUUCCAUGUGAACAGGUACAAGUCUUGGGCCACGCUGACCACUGACUGGCCCCGCCCCCUUUAGGUCCCCGGCUCCUGGCGUGGAGCUGGUACUUGAUUGUGACCAAAAGCCUUCUCUGGUGUGGGGAGUUUUGUUUUGUUCUGUCAUUCUGUCAUUCUGGCUCCGUGCGUCUUUCGUUACAACAGCAGUACUCAGGUCAAUUUCCAGGAUCUCCCCCCUCUUCCUCUCUGUUUUUAUUCCCAGCUCUGCGUCACCCCCUUUUCUGUCGAAGCACUUGGGUUUGAGCGGGCACCACCGAGUGCAUCCCCUCUGAGCUGUUGCUGAGAACCGACCUGUACAUAGCCGUGGUUUGUGAUUUGUGAAUAUGUCGUCCUGCGCAGCACCAGAAAGUAAAGCCCCGCCCCUUAAAACUCUGAUUCUAAUAGAUCAGUAUUCACACUCAUCUACCGUUAUUUUAGGACCAAAGACGUUUGUCCUUGUAAAUGUUGGCGGGAUUGAGGUUUCAUCUGGUUAAAAUCGUUUCUUAUCUUUUAUAAAAGCUUCAUGCCAUGGUGAAGGCUUGUCUGUCUUGCCUCAUGUCAACAAGUCUGUAUCAAGACAGAAGCCAUUUUCAGUGAAUGGAAAGAUGGUGAGCUGAUAUUUAUCGCGCUGGCUCUUUCCAUGUUGCUGGUAUCAUGAUACGUUCAUGGCUGGUGGAUUCAUUAGCAUCGCUUUGAAAACAAAUGUUGCAGUCUCACGGACUAAAAUGGCUUGAAGUGAGUCCUAAAAAAAUCCGGUUUGUCGAAGGUCACGCCGACUAUGUUUACCAAGUGACAUGUGAGUAUUAGAGCAGUCGCUUUCAAAUGAAAAACAGAACUGCAUGGGAAAACAUCGGCUCCCUGCUUGGCAAGCACAAGGAGAUUUAUCAUUCUAAAGAUAUUUUUAGUCGACAUGAAACAUUCCUUUCUUGUUUGAAACUGAAAGACGUUCCGUCCCUCCUUGAGGCUAAAUAUACUUAAACGCCUGGACCUAAUUGUUCCACGUCACCAUGCAUGCUGCAUGCGAACCCCAGUGUUUGAAAACAUUCCAUCUGAAGCCUUUUUUUUUUAUCUUUUUUUAAAAUGGACUUCACUCCUGCAUCAUUUCAUAGACUCAGUUUUUACUUCGCGCUGGUCUGAGUCUUGGACUGUUUAGUUCUCAAAGUAAAGCCUUAUCGAUCAUGCCUUUUUUUUUUAAAGUAAUAAACGUGGAAUGACCCUCAUGCAGCUGUGUCACUCCGCACGUUGAUGCUGAUUCUGUGGUGUGUGCGAUGCUAAGUUUGUCGCCUGAAUGCUCCAAGAUCAUGAGUGUUGUAUCCAGAUGCUGUCCCCGUCCUCCGCCAAGGUACAGGAGUCUAUUGUUGAGCAGCGAUGGUACACUUCACGCCGUGAGGCUUUCAAAUGUUCCCUUCAUUUGUGUGAACUGUUUUAAAUGUGUUUUUACUUGACCUGUGGACGAGGUGGCCUUACAGCUCAAGGACUCGCUGAGACUUUCUGUCCCUGGACCAUUUUUAAAUUGGAGCGCUCGGUCAUGACAUCAGUCUUCACAAUCAUUUUGUGGAUUUGAAAUUUUGUCGGGUUUUUUUUUUUUUUUUACAUGCUUUUGGAGAAAACAUUAAAGCUGGUG
Synchiropus splendidus (mandarinfish) is the source of this 2285-nucleotide messenger RNA. It is a transcript of the gene limd2, whose product is annotated as LIM domain containing 2. Gene Ontology annotation, cellular component: plasma membrane; actin cytoskeleton. The transcript is spliced from 4 exons. Gene Ontology annotation, molecular function: actin filament binding. NCBI's taxonomy places the organism in Eukaryota, Metazoa, Chordata, Actinopteri, Syngnathiformes, Callionymidae. Gene Ontology annotation, biological process: actin filament bundle assembly. The record is from RefSeq and is a predicted model, not a curated record. Bases 218 to 553 code for a protein of 111 amino acids.